AUCACACUUCUCAUCUACACUCUAUCUUAUCACAACCCACGGCGCCAUCGCCCUGGCAAUUACAAGAUGCCACCCCCACCAGCUGAUGGCAAGGUGUACUCGGGGACGUACAGUAAUGUCCCCGUGUACGAGAUGACAGUGAAUAAUACCCUAGUCAUGCGCCGUCGCGCAGAUGACUGGAUUAAUGCGACCCAUAUCCUCAAAGUUGCAGACUUCGACAAGCCAGCAAGAACCCGCAUUCUCGAGCGCGAGGUGCAAAAGGGUGUCCAUGAGAAAGUGCAAGGAGGAUACGGAAAAUAUCAGGGAACAUGGAUACCACUUCAUGACGGUCGAAUGCUGGCCGAGCGCAAUGGAGUACUGGAAAGGCUGGGACCUAUUUUGGAUUACAUCGCUGGUGACAGGAGUCCACCGCCUGCUCCCAAGCAUACAACCGCUGCUUCAAAUCGACCAAAGGCUGCACGACAGACGGCAGCAGCAGCUCGACGAGCGAAUAACAAUAAAAACAACAAACAGCAAGUCAAUAACAACGCUAGCAACGCUAACAACACCAACAAUGGUAAUAAUGUGUAUUCGCUUGAUGGCAUCAAUUCAUUUAUCACCAAUUCGCAAUCACAGGUCUCGCAGAUUAGUGAAGACCCGUACGAUGAUUCCGUUCUACAGUCUCGAUCACAACACUUCCGCGACGAAACCCCUGACAACGAUACUGUUGUAUCGGAGUCCAUGUUGGGUGACCACGAUAUGAUGAAUUCGCAGUAUUCGACCGGUAGCCGUAAACGCAAGCGCGGUGUCGACCACAUGUCAAUCCAGGACCAGCAACACCAAAUUUGGGCCGACGCACUCCUGGACUACUUCAUGCUUCUCGAUUCGGAAGAAGGUUUCGUUGCCCCGCCAGAGCCACCGGCGAAUGUCAACCUGGAUAGGGCAAUUGACGAGAAGGGGCACUCCGCCAUGCACUGGGCGGCCGCGAUGGGUGAUCUGGAGGUUGUGAAAGAGUUGAUACGAAGGGGCGCACGAAUAGACUGUCUGUCGAACAACCUGGAAACCCCGCUGAUGCGUGCGGUCAUGUUCACAAACAACUACGACAAGCAGACCAUGCCGAGCAUGGUUAAGAUAUUCCAGCAAACUGUUGUACGAAAGGAUUGGUUCAACAGCACUGUUUUUCAUCAUAUCGCAGCCACGACGGCUAGUACCAACAAAUUCGUCUGCGCACGCUACUAUCUGGACACAAUAAUCAACAAGCUCUCAGAAACAUGGCUGCCGGACGAGGUGACUCGUCUGUUAAACGAGCAAGACAACAACGGAGACACAGCUGUCAUGAUAGCCGCCCGUAACGGAGCCAGGAAAUGUGUCAGGAGUUUGCUAGGACGAAAUGUGGAUGUAGAGAGACCGAACAACAAGGGAGAGACUGCGGACGACCUCAUCCGAGAAUUGAAUCAACGUCGACGGAUCAAUGGCAGGCCCCGGCAGGCAUCUUCUUCACCAUUUGCGCCACCGCCUGAACAUCGUUUGAACGGCCAUUCGCAGCUGGAUGGGCCGGGUUCUGGUCAAUUGAUUCCGGUCCCCUUCCCGAGCAUGUCACUCCGUGAACCGGUCCAAUAUCGAUCGCAGACAGCAUCACAUCUUAUGACGAAGGUAGCGCCAACAUUGAUGGAGAAAUGUGAGGAGUUGGCACUAGCAUAUGAAGCCGAACUACAGGAGAAGGAAGCCGAGUCUGUGGACGCAGAACGAGUUGUGAAGAAGCGUCAAGCAGAGCUCGAAGCCACGCGGAAGCAGGUGGAAGAACUUCGCGGAAUCAAUAACGGACUACAUAUUGACCUCGGAGAUGAUGAAGUGGACAGGGCGCAAGAAGAGGAGCUUCGAACUUUGAUCGAAGAGGCAGAAAGCUUGCUCGAGAUCGAACAGAAGACGGAGCUACGACGAUUAUGCAACAUCACACCACAACCCAACAAUUCACAAAUGGAUCUCCUAGAGAAGCUCAGACUGAGUCUGCUAUUACAUAAAGCGCAAGUGGAGCGCAGGGAUUUGGUGAGGGAAGUAGUCGCGAAUCUGUCGGUCGCGGGCAUGGGCGAGAGGCAAGGCGUUUACAAGGCACUGAUCGCGAAGGCCAUUGGCGAGAGCGAGGAGAAUGUCGAGGCCAUUCUGCCGGACAUGCUGAGGGAGCUGGAGGAGGCGGAGACGCAGGAACGCGCCGAGCGAGCGCGGGAAGGGCUCGAAGGUAGUCCUUUGUAGGCUUCAAAGACACCUUGCCCCCUUUCCAUAUCUUCCUUCUUUUCAUGGGCCGCGGUGUUUGUUGACGAAAGAGAGGGACUUGAGUAGGAUUAUACCCCCCUUUUUUGGACGGACGAUCUCUAGCUGAAGAAAAGCUGCGGAUUCUGUUUUCUCCUCUUGUAACGAUUUAUCAUAUCACUUUGUGAGCUCAAUGAAUGGCUACCUUUAUGAAAUAAUUCUUUUCAUUAUUGUAUACCAAUGUACCGAGUAGUUACGUG
Molecule: messenger RNA, 2486 nt
Organism: Aaosphaeria arxii CBS 175.79
Lineage: Eukaryota; Fungi; Ascomycota; Dothideomycetes; Pleosporales
Product: apses-domain-containing protein
Exons: 3
Coding region: 67-2229 (720 amino acids)
Cellular component (GO): MBF transcription complex; SBF transcription complex
Molecular function (GO): transcription regulator activity; DNA binding; protein binding
Source: RefSeq, a predicted model, not a curated record